AAUUAGUUGAAAAUCACACGAAAGUCGCUCAAUAACUUGCGUAACAAGAACAAAAUGGAUUACGAAACACUAGAGAUCGAAGACCCAAAUGAUCAUAACAUUCCCGUUGAUGAUAACUACUUAGUGGAGCCAGGUUGGGCUGCAUUCUUCUCCCUCCUAGCCGUGUACGCCAUCUUAUUUUCCAUCGACAAUUUAGCUUUUUGUCAGGCCAACUUCUUAAUCCAAUCUAUAUCCGUCUCCUCCUCCUCUGCUGAAUCGUUGUGGAUUGUAUAUUUCUUUGUGAAGAAACCUAGCUUUAGGUGUUCUAUCUCUUAUGAACGCGAAUAUGUGUCGGCCAAUCUUGGUCCCCUGAAAAGUGCCAUUGUAAAUGUAUCUCACAACCAACGUUCCAAUGGUCACACAGAUUUUUUUGUGGCUUUCGAGGCUAAGACUGAGGAUAUUGGACCCGCCAAUGGAAGCGACGUUUUUUCAGGUGUCCACAAUCUUAAUAUUACACUCCUCAUGAAGCACAAACAAUUUGCAGCGAACAACAAACCAGGACAUUUGAUUGUUCAGUGUAGAAAUCUUACCGUUGUGUUCUCAUCGGAUAUGAAGUCGGGAACAAUGCUCGGUGACAAGAAGAUUGAAUGGCUAAUCAACAUUAGCAGAUGUUACUUAGACCUAUUCGUCGACUCUGUCUCCGUCUCCAACAAUACGAACUGGAGCGUCUCAUUGGUUGCUGAUAGUCCUUACACAUUUUGUCAAUUGUCUCUCUUCACAGUUAACGGCCAUCUCCUCCAGGGAGGUAAGGUUAUGGCAGAAUCAACCACACCCUACACUUAUCAGCAAUUAGUUAACCACACACCUAUUUCAACAGUCGCCUUCACCACGCGGAAGCUAUAUGGAGUAAAAGAAGGCCAUGUGAUUUGGGACACCGCGGUCAAGAUCAUUGCCCGCAUUGAAGUGGGUACAAGUCUUAAGAAAAAUGGAUUGCUGAGGGUGACGUGCAGUGAUUUGCCGGUUAGGUUUUGGUUGGAUCCAGAAGGGAACAUGAAGGGAUCGUUGGUCGGAAACCGGAAACGUUGCAAUUACUUAUUUAAGAGCAGUUUGGAUCAAUCUCGUUAGCUCCGGGCUAGCUUUUGGUUGG
Arabidopsis arenosa is the source of this 1126-nucleotide messenger RNA. The record is from the annotation of a GenBank genome assembly. Lineage: Eukaryota; Viridiplantae; Streptophyta; Magnoliopsida; Brassicales; Brassicaceae.